AUGGAAAGAUCAAGUACGCCCUCCCUAGUCGGCGUUUCGGUGAGAAGCAUCAACGACUCCAACAACCCCGAUUUCAAAGGGAAUCGGGGCCCCAGCGUGGCGGAGGCUAGGUCGUCGCCACAGCUCCUGGAAAAGAUCCACUCGUCCACGCAGCUCAACAAGCUGAGCUCGGCUUACACCACGGUGGACGAGUUGAACCGCGAGGGCGCGUUGCUGACGGACGACAACGACGUGGACCUCGACAAGGUGGUCCAGGGCGACACAGAGGGGGCCAGCGGCCGGCGGAAGGUGCUUCUCAGGAGAAAGAAGAACAACAGCAGCAGCAGCAAGAUGCCGUCGUCAUCGUCGCUGUCCGUUUCAUCGAUGAUGUCGCCCUCGCGCUCGCGCUCGUCGCUAGUGACAUCCACAGACCCAGUCCACGACCAUGCCAGUGAAGGCGAGGCGCGCGCAGGCGCGGCCACCGCGGACAACGAGGACCGCAUCAGAAACUCCUACGGCGAGUUCAUCCCCAACCGGUCGCACAGGCCGCAUCUCGCGGGCGGCGAGUCGUACCAAAGCACUCAGAACGACAGCACCGGCGAGGACGCGGACGCAGAGAGGCCCGGGAGAAGCUCCAAGAGGGAGGACGCCUCCCGCGGCUACCUCAGGUCUCUGUCGCGCUCCCUGAGUCGCGACCCGCAGAAGAAGGCCCACGACCAGGAGCAGGAGGACGCCCGGAUGUAUAGCACGAACAACUACCGGAUUUCGCAGCUCGACCUGGAGAACGCUCCUCACGUGAUCAAAGAAGAAAUCGAAGAAGAACAAGAUCAGGGAGCUUUAAUGGACGAUGAAGGGAACGAGGAAUACAGCGAGCCACUGCGCGAAUCAGCAUCGAAACAGCUCGACAAUGACAAACUCCAAGAGGGCGACCAUUAG
This is a messenger RNA of Lachancea thermotolerans CBS 6340, 915 nucleotides long. RefSeq lists its product as uncharacterized. NCBI's taxonomy places the organism in Eukaryota, Fungi, Ascomycota, Saccharomycetes, Saccharomycetales, Saccharomycetaceae. The record is from RefSeq and is a predicted model, not a curated record. Bases 1 to 915 code for a protein of 304 amino acids. The transcript has a single exon.